Racocetra fulgida is the source of this 462-nucleotide messenger RNA. The record is from the annotation of a GenBank genome assembly. NCBI's taxonomy places the organism in Eukaryota, Fungi, Glomeromycota, Glomeromycetes, Diversisporales, Gigasporaceae.
AUGAAACUUCAUACAAACUAUGCUGCCGCUGCAUACUGUUCAAGACCAAAAUUAAGCAAUUGGACUUGUGGUUAUCGGUGUUUUGGUAACGUUACAGUCGAAAAAAUAUUCCAUGAUGAGCUUAAAGGUGCUUACGGGUACAUCGCCGUUAUUGGUAAUCACAUUUAUGCAAAAAUAUUACAGACACAGCUAAUUUCUCAAUCACCAUCUUUAAAGCAUAAAGUAACAAGAAUAACUCAUAAAAAUGAUGUAAUAGUACAUUUACCUCCAUCGAAAGAGGGAUUUAUACAUCAUGUGCAUGAAUUAUGGGUAAAAGAUAAUAAGCAAUCUUUUUUUUGUGAUGAUAUAGUAAAAGAUUCUGAGGAUCCAGUUGAGAAUCCAGAGUGUCUUGCUGGUAUUAAGUGGUUUGAUAUUAGUGUUCAUUUAUUCAUUUGGAAUACUACUUUUACAACUUUUUGUUAA